Molecule: messenger RNA, 2244 nt
Organism: Nanorana parkeri
Lineage: Eukaryota; Metazoa; Chordata; Amphibia; Anura; Dicroglossidae
Gene: SLC5A11
Product: solute carrier family 5 member 11
Exons: 16
Coding region: 238-2226 (662 amino acids)
Biological process (GO): transmembrane transport
Cellular component (GO): plasma membrane
Molecular function (GO): D-glucose:sodium symporter activity
Source: RefSeq, a predicted model, not a curated record
ACUUGUUAAGUGACCUGCAGAAAUGCAGAGUAGCUGCUGCCAGUUGGGCAGACGUUGCACUCCUCCAUUCUUACACGUUAACCAGGAGCUGACACUUUGGAGUUUGACCCCAGAUGCUGGAUGUCUCUAAGCUGAGGGAAUUCUCCUUCCAGUCUCUUUCUCCACCUCACCUGUCACUGGGAAGAGACAGCCCUCAGGAGUUGGAGUCCGCCUUCUUGAAAAAGCAGGAAGACCAAUAUGACCAGCAAUAAGAACUCAGCUCCAAGGGCGUCUCUAGAGGUGGUAGACAUCGUGGUGCUGGUCCUUUACUUUGUGUUUGUCAUGGCCGUUGGAUUAUGGUCUAUGUGGCGCACAAAAAGGAGCACAGUGAAGGGCUAUUUCCUGGCAGGAAAGAACAUGGCAUGGUGGCCUGUCGGAGCCUCAUUAUUUGCCAGCAACGUGGGCAGUGGUCAUUUCAUUGGCCUGGCAGGAUCCGGGGCAGCUUCAGGAAUAGCUGUGACUGCCUAUGAGUGGAAUGGCCUGUUCUCUGUGCUGGUCCUGGCCUGGUUCUUUCUCCCGAUCUACAUAACUGCCGGGGUCACCACCAUGCCUGAAUACCUGCAGAAACGCUUCGGAGGAAAGAGGAUCCAGAUCUAUCUUGCCAUCUUGUACUUGUUCAUCUACAUAUUUACCAAGAUCUCUGUGGACAUAUAUGCCGGGGCGCUGUUUAUCCAGCAGGCACUACGCUGGGAUCUUUAUAUAGCUGUGAUUGGAUUAUUGGUGAUCACUGCAAUCUAUACAGUAGCUGGUGGUCUGGCAGCAGUUAUCUACACUGACACAUUGCAGACGAUCAUAAUGAUCAUUGGAGCCCUGAUUCUUAUGGCCUUCAGUUUCAUAGAAAUUGGCGGAUUUGGUGCUUUGGAGGAAAGGUAUUUUGCUGCCAUCCCAUCCAAUCGUACAGACAACACUAGCUGCGGCAUUCCUAGAGAAGAUGCUUUCCAUUUAUUCCGAGACCCUGUGACCUCUGACCUUCCAUGGCCUGGCGUGUUGGUGGGAAUGACCAUCCCAUCUAUCUGGUACUGGUGCACUGAUCAGGUGAUUGUCCAGAGAUCUUUGUCUGCUAAGAACCUCUCUCAUGCUAAGGGCGGCUCUCUCCUCGCAGCUUACCUCAAGGUGUUGCCAUUAUUUAUGAUGGUUCUGCCCGGGAUGAUCAGCAGAGUUCUCUUCACAGAUGAAGUGGCUUGUGCAGAUCCCGAAAUCUGCAGGUCAAUCUGCGGCAACCCUUCCGGAUGCUCCGAUAUCGCAUACCCCAAACUUGUUAUUGAAUUACUGCCAACAGGGUUAAGAGGUCUAAUGAUGUCAGUUAUGAUUGCUGCUCUCAUGUCCUCACUGACUUCCAUUUUUAAUAGCGCAAGCACCAUUUUUACCAUGGAUCUGUGGCGACACAUCCGUCCGCGCUCUACCGAGUUCGAGCUCAUGAUUGUGGGGAGAGUGUUUGUGCUUGUGCUGGUGGGGGUGUCCAUUCUAUGGAUUCCUCUGGUCCAGGCCAGCCAAGGUGGCCAACUCUUCAUAUACAUCCAGUCUAUCAGCUCUUACCUGCAGCCUCCUGUGGCCGUGGUCUUCAUUGCCGGCUGUUUUUGGAAACGCACCAAUGAGAAGGGUGCAUUCUGGGGGCUGACCAUUGGCUUAGUUGUUGGCCUCAUCCGUAUGGUGCUGGAUUUCAUCUACCCGGCACCACAGUGUGACCAGCCUGAUGCUAGGCCAGGAGUGGUGAAAUACGUCCACUAUCUCUACCUGUCCAUGAUAUUAGCUCUGCUGACCCUCAUCGUGGUGGUGGUUGUCAGCUUAUGGACAGAGCCUCCUACUAGAAAAAUGAUCAGCCGUCUUACCUGGUUCACACGCUGGGAUGAGGCAGAAACUGUCCCUGAAGUGACAUCUAUGGAAACCGCUUCCCAAAAAAGAGACAGUGUGGUGGAGGACAAUGUGGAUAAAGCUGAUUUGAACUCCUCUGAUGGGAUCAUUGACAAUUCAGCAGAAGAUCAAUCAUGUGUUUCCCGUCUGAAAAAAGCUAUCUUUUGGCUUUGUGGGAUGGAACGGAAGGGCGCCCAAGAAGAACAAGCCCCUGCUCCUCCACUAGAGUCACCAAAAGUUCUGUUGUCUGAGCCACCAUUAAUAACACAUCUCCUGAACAUCAACCUCAUCCUGUGUACGAGUGGUGCCAUCUUCCUUUGGGGUUACUUUGGCUAGACGAAACAAGCAUACUUG